AUGGUCAAUGUGUACAACUGUACCCUGUGCUGCUUCAGGACCGCCUCCCUCGACGACAUGAACACACAUAUCGCCGACUCCAACAACGGCCUUGUCCUACUCAAGUGCGCUGGUGAAGGCUGCAAUACGCGCUUCUGUCUCGAGUCGCAGACCCUUAGCCACUUCCCGCACUGCGCGGCCAUGCGGAGGUGGAAAGCGAAGACGAAGUAUGGCCUUCAGAUUACCGAGAAGCGCGUGAGACGCAAGUGCGAUGUUUCGGAAGAGAGGAACGGACAGCACGCGACCUUCGCGACGAGUGUUGCUCUUGUAGCUCCUCCUACUCUGACAGCAGCGCCACCAUCAACCAAGUCACCAAAGAAGAAGAUGACGGUUGCGAAGAAGGCUCGAGCUUCGAAGCGGAAGGCUGAGGAGGACGACGACGUUGGCGACCAGGAAGAGCUGUCCAACGAGGAUGACAACGCGCCGCCAUCGGCCAAGCCAUCCAAGAAAAAGGCGACGCCUGCGAAGAAGGGCGUGGCUCGGAAGCGGAAGGCUGUAGUGUUGGACCUUGAUAACGAGGAAGAGCCGAUCAGCGAGGAGGAUGACUUGCGCAUCCAGGACAAACCCGCGAGUGGUGAAGAACUCGAUGAUGAGCACGCCAACAACACCAUCGGUGCACGUACUCAACGCGGCAACAAGAAGCCGCGUGUAGCCAACACCCAGGAAGCGAGCAACAUCGCGGGCUCGUUUCCAUCCAGACGUGCCAGGCGACCAGCCGGCCUUACUUACGCGCCUUCGUGGUACGCCCGCCUUGAGGCGAAAGGCCACGAUCUGAGGGAAACCAAGCGUAAUUUCAAAGAGGCCGAUACGAUUGCGUGGAAAGCCGGUUUAGGGCCGCAUCCAUCGAUUAUACAACAAGUCUUCGAUGAGUGGGCCUUGGAGGAGCAAGUGGGCAAGAACAGCGUGGCCGGCAGUGCACAGGACCACGCGACAAGUUCCGCAUCUUCACGACUGGCUGCACCGACUCAGGGCCUCAUCCACGAUCUGACCGGCGAAGACGACGAAGGACCGGAAGAAGGUGUGCAAGAGGAAGUGGCUCGUGGACCAAUCCAGCCGGCGGGCAACAGUGAAGUGACUCCAGAUAUCGACGAUCCUGUUGACCUGGACAACAUGUUUGGUCAGCCGGCCCUUGCUCACUCACCCAUGAGAGCUCGUCCAUCGGGCAUAUACCUCCCGCCAUUGCCCGCUGUCCCAUUGGCGCCGAGAGUCCACUACGACGACUUCCAGAUGCCAGAGCUCUCGGAGGACGAAGAUGAAGAUGACGACCUCCCUGCUUUGCCCGACGUCGCGCGCGCAGGUCUUCGUCCAGGCAUGGCCUGGGACGGGCAGACCGUCAACCCGCAGGAGACCUUACUGCAUCCAGAGCGGGGUCGACGUGACAGAGCUGGAUGGUAUCGUCCGCCUCGUGAUGGACGCUGA
Molecule: messenger RNA, 1458 nt
Organism: Zymoseptoria tritici IPO323
Lineage: Eukaryota; Fungi; Ascomycota; Dothideomycetes; Mycosphaerellales; Mycosphaerellaceae
Exons: 1
Coding region: 1-1458 (485 amino acids)
Source: RefSeq, a predicted model, not a curated record